This is a messenger RNA of Nothoprocta perdicaria, 846 nucleotides long. RefSeq names its product testis-specific serine/threonine-protein kinase 4-like. Gene Ontology annotation, biological process: microtubule cytoskeleton organization; protein phosphorylation; intracellular signal transduction. The transcript is spliced from 4 exons. Gene Ontology annotation, cellular component: cytoplasm. The record is from RefSeq and is a predicted model, not a curated record. Gene Ontology annotation, molecular function: ATP binding; tau-protein kinase activity; protein serine/threonine kinase activity. The coding region runs from base 1 to 846 and encodes 281 amino acids. NCBI's taxonomy places the organism in Eukaryota, Metazoa, Chordata, Aves, Tinamiformes, Tinamidae.
AUGGCAGAGGCGGCCCCUGCUACCACCCCUGGGGUGCUGGCGCGGUUUGGCUACGAGCUGGAGGGGCUGCUGGGUCACUGCGUCUACGGGAAGGUGUACCGGGCCCGGGCYCGCCAGGGGCACGCGCAGGUCGCCAUCAAAGUCAUCUCCAAAAAGAAAGCCACGCAGCAGUAUCUGAGAGAGCUGCUGCCCCGGCACAUCCAGCUAUGGAAGGGGGUGCACCACAAGCACCUCAUCACUCUCUACCAGGCCAUCGAGACCAGCAGCAAGCACUACAUCGUCAUGGAGCUGGCGCCCGCGGGCAACGUCCUGCAGCGCGUGCAGAGCCAGGGGCCCUGCUCCGAGCAGCAGGCGGGGCUCUGGUUCUCCCAGCUCGUCCUCUGCCUCGUCUACCUGCACAGCAGGGCCAUUGUCCACCGAGACUUGAAGAUGGAGAACCUCCUCCUGGACAGCAAAGACAAUGUGAAGCUCUCCCUCCUUGGCUUCCCCCGAAGUAUGGCCGUGGAUGAGGUCAAGGGGGAGUCCGUGGCAGCUUCUGCACCUGAAGGUGGAUCCAGCGGGAAGAUACUGAGCCAGACGUUCUGUGGGUCCUAUGCCUACGCCUGCCUCGAGAUCCUGCAGGCGCAGCCCUAUAACCCCUACUUGGCAGACACCUGGAGCGCCGGCGUCAUCCUCUAUGCCAUGCUCCUGGGCUGUGAUCCUGAAGCUGCUGUGCCCAGCCUCGGAGCGUCUCUCGGCUCAGGAGCUCCUGCACACAUCUUGGGUCUCUCGCUUCCUGCUUCCAGAUCACCCGGAGGACCUGUCCUCUGCCACAACAGCCCCAAAGAAAUAAUCCUCCAGCUGUAG